Molecule: messenger RNA, 1832 nt
Organism: Amphimedon queenslandica
Lineage: Eukaryota; Metazoa; Porifera; Demospongiae; Haplosclerida; Niphatidae
Exons: 6
Coding region: 18-1832 (604 amino acids)
Cellular component (GO): nucleus
Molecular function (GO): DNA binding
Source: RefSeq, a predicted model, not a curated record
UACUACCUCUAUUGAAUAUGGCGACACGCCCAUGUACAUACUCUACAUGGCCUGAAAUAAGCAUGACAAAUGCUAUCAAAGCAGUUGAAGAAGAGGGGUUGACAGUUAGACUUGCAGCGGAGCUAUAUGGCAUUCCCAAAUCAACACUUUAUGACAGGAUCAGGGGAAAUGUUCAACAUGGAACUAAACCUGGCCCAGUGCCGUAUCUUACAAAAGAAGAAGAGGUUAUUUUGGCUAAGUUUUUAAUCAAAUGUUCUCAGAUUGGAUUUCCCCGUACAGUUUCAGAAGUUCUUGCACUAGUAAGACAAACAAUUCAGUCAAAGGGUUUAAGUGACGUCUCAAUUUCUUAUGGAUGGUGGCAGAAAUUUUGUAGCAGGCACAGUGAAUUAUCACUUCGUACUGCUGUGCCUUUAAGUCUUUCGAGAGCCAUGGCCACUGAUAAUAGUGUCAUACAAAAGUAUUUUGAUAUACUUGAAGAUACACUUAAAGAAAAUUCUCUAUUCAACAAUCCAACUCGCAUAUUCAACUGUGAUGAAACAGGACUCCCAUUGAAUCCUAAAUCUUUGAAAGUUGUGAGUUGUCGUGGAGCUAAGAAUGUCAGUCAAAUCACUGGAGAAGGGAAGUCUCAAAUCACAGUUCUGGCAUGCACUUGUGCAGCUGGAGUACCGUUGCCUCCAUUUGUAAUAUUUGAUCGUAAGACCUUUAAUGAUCAGCUAAUGGUAGGAGAAAUACCAGGUACACUUUACGGCUCAUCUCCAAAUGAAUGGAUCAGUAGAGAGCUGUUUUUGUACUGGUUUCGUAAGCUGUUUUUAACAAGUGUUCCUAGGGUACGUCCUCUCCUUCUCCUGAUGGAUGGUCAUUCUACUCAUUAUGGUCCUGACCUUAUCAAGAUAGCAGCUGAAGAGCAAAUUUUAAUAUUUGUAUUGCCACCCAAUACCACUCAUUUAACACAGCCACUUGACAAAGGGUGUUUUGGGCCAUUAAAAACUGCUUGGAAGGCUGUGUGUCAUGAGUUCUGCACUAAAAACCCUGGUCGUGUGGUAACCAGAUACGAUUUCUCUGUAUUAUUUGCUGAUGCAUGGAGAAGGUCAAUGACACAGAGAAACAUUGCAAGUGGCUUUGAAGUAACCGGCAUAUGUCCUUUCAACAGAAAUGCUAUUAAAACUGGCAAUGACAAGCAAGAAACCAUCAGCCGUUCACUGUUAGACCAGACUGGUCUAGCAUACAUACCGCUCUAUAGUCCAGACAUAAAGAGAACGAGGGAUCAUGAUUCUUCAUUCAAUUCUAGUCUCUUGGAGAGAUCACUUUCAGAGAAUGAUUUAUCGCAAGCUGUCACUCCAAUGCGAAGAGUAAUGCCUAUAGAGUUUUUUCUAAAAACUCCUAGUCAUCCCAGUAGCAAGUCCACCCUGAAGCCUAAAUCAUGCGGAAGAGUAUUGACUAGUGUUGAAUUCAUGACAUGUAUAGAGGAAAAGGAAAGAAUGAAGCAGGAAGCCUUGAAGGAGAAGGAGCGUAAAAGAAUUGCUAGACUUGAGAACCAGAAGGAAGCUAAUAGAGUAAAAGAGUUGAAGAGAAGUGCAAAUUUUACUAUGAGUGAGCACAGGCAAUUCUCUAAGAGGUUUGAAAAUGGGUAUGACAUUCCGAAUGAGAGGUAUGAGUUAUGGGUUCAGUUAUAUCGUCCUAAUAUGACAUCUCAAGAUUCAAAUGCUGAAGAUGAAGACCAAGAUUCCUUGAGUAAUGACACUGAUGAAGGAGAAGAGCUUUCAAUGAGUGCUGCAAACAGUAUAGAGACACAGACACAUACUGUCACAGCUAAUAACAGUAAAGGCCUUUAA